CGACUCAACAAGAAUCCGAUCUUGAUAACAAGGUCCAGGACAUCUUCCUAAAUGACUGCGAUGAAAAGCCAGCAAGGGUGAAUCUAUCUUAUUUCGCAGGAGGUGUGACUUAGGAAGAGGUGCAGUCAAUGAUCGAAAACUAUGUCUGAGGAAACCCGGGAAACUGAAGCCUGUAUGCAUACUGUACUGAAAGACGACGGACUGGUAAAUGAGCGAACGAAACGAUUAGAAAAAGAAAUUGUAAAGGACUUUUGUUCCUUAUCUGUCGUGCAGGAUCAGUUGGAUGCGUUGCAAGGAGCGAGAAUUCUUAGCACUUCUGGUCUUAAAAGCGAAUUUUUCCGUGUGCCAAUAGGUGAGGAUAGUUGUAAAUUUACCGCAUUUAACGUAUCUGACGGUCAGAAUAAAUCUUUACGCGUACGUUUCGGUCUUUGCAACUCGAGGUUUCGGAAGGUGCAGCAUCCGAGGGCGGAUGCUAGUGCAGGAUGGCCGAGUGUGGGAAUGAGAAAAUGACCAUGACCGAUCGUCGGUAAUAAUAUUGUAAAUUGUUAUAAUCGACGUUUCAAGGCGUUAUAAAGCAAGCGGGCUUGAUAUGUGUUUUUUUUAUAAAAAGGAGCGUUGUUGAUUGGAGAUCGUGGCGAGAGAAAGACGUUUUUGAAAUAGGCGAAGUAAAGGCGUUUUUUUUUAAAAAGUUCAGUGUUUAUUAAAUAGUAUUAAGUUUUAUUCUUUGAGUUAUUGUUAGAGUUUCGGUUUAUUUUUCCUUUUUAUAAAAGUUAAAGUUUUCUGUUAAAUAAUAAAAGUGUUUGCAAAAAUUCAGAACAAAACGGUGCAAAAUCACUCAUUCUAUCUUAAUCUCUACGCUAUUUAUAUUACUAUGCAAUAUAAUCGUUGUCGGGACACGGUUGAUGAGAAGGCAUUUUUUUUCGACAUUUAUCGAUACUUGCAUAUGUGUAAUGAUGUUCCGGAGAUCCCGUGGGUUGCUAUCGUUGAUCGUCCGUCCAGCAACAAACACGGAAACGGAAGGUGUACAAAAAAUGGAUAUUGAAACAGAAAAUGAAACACGACAAGGAAAAAAGGAUAGGAAUAAAGAAAAUAAGAAUGAGGUUGAACAGGGAGACAAGGCGGAAAUUUCGCCGUCCAUCAAAAACGUAAGUUAUUACGCAGGAAAUCACUCUGUUUGUGUUUCAAAAAAACUUUAUUUCUCAACCGCAACACUUUACAAUGUAAACACUUGUUACAAAAGUAUUAUAGAAGGAUCUCGAUAUUUGACUCGCAACAACACGAUCUGGCUCGUUGGUGAACUCCGAAUAUGAACUCCGAAUAUCUCUCUUUCGACUCCGAAUCUCUCUCGCGCGCCUGCCUGCUUCCGUUUUUAUACUUUGCUUAUCUCCGAAUUGCGUUAUUGUCUCAAGCUUAUCUUAUUUGCGUCCUCUGGACCACGCGUUAUCUUAUUUACGAUUUCUGACCGGUGAGAAAGUAAAUAAGUAAUUACUAUUACAAAUAUACUGUUUUAGAUAAAAAAAGUUAAUAAAAACAUUAUUGUAUGCUAGAGGAUGCAAAAACUGCGGAGGAUGCGGUGGCCGCGGAGGACGCGGGGGUCGUGGUAGACGCGGCAGUCACGAUAGCCACGGAAAUAAAUUAUUCGUGUAUAUCAAUUACUACUCUUAAAAUAAAUAUAUUUAAAAAAUA
Molecule: messenger RNA, 1686 nt
Organism: Megachile rotundata (alfalfa leafcutting bee)
Lineage: Eukaryota; Metazoa; Arthropoda; Insecta; Hymenoptera; Megachilidae
Source: RefSeq, a predicted model, not a curated record